Sinocyclocheilus rhinocerous is the source of this 577-nucleotide messenger RNA. Its product is annotated as midkine-B-like. Bases 31 to 474 code for a protein of 147 amino acids. The transcript is spliced from 3 exons. The record is from RefSeq and is a predicted model, not a curated record. Gene Ontology annotation, molecular function: growth factor activity. NCBI's taxonomy places the organism in Eukaryota, Metazoa, Chordata, Actinopteri, Cypriniformes, Cyprinidae.
UCUGCUUGUGCAUCUACAUUUCUCCCCAGAAUGCGGAGUUUAUUCUCUAUAGCACUUGUGCUGCUGGUGGUGUUGAUGAUCUCCGUGGAAGCCAGUAUGAAGAAAAAAGAAAAGGGCAAAGAGCCCAAAGCAGAUGCCGAGUGCAGUGAAUGGCAGUAUGGGAAAUGCGUGCCCAACGGUGGCGACUGUGGGGCCGGCAUUCGGGAGGCGACCUGCAACGAACAGACAAAGAAAACCAAGUGCAAAGUCCCAUGCAACUGGAAGAAAGAUUUCGGUGCUGACUGCAAGUACAAGUUUGGUCGCUGGGCCGAAUGUGACACUACUACAGGAACCAGAAGCAGGUCUGGGACAUUGAAGAAGGCACUGUUCAACGCUGAAUGCCAGACCACCAUUAAAGUGUCCAAACCUUGCACCCCAAAGACCCCCAAACCCAAGGGAGGCGAGAAGAAGAAAGGAAAAGGGAAGGAAAACUAACUUGAAGACCAUCCCAACAACCCCAUUGCCCACUCAGUGGUACAUUCCUAUGUGACACUCCCAAAUUCUCCAAAAGGUGAAUGCUGAGAGAAAAAAAAAAAAC